AUGCCUACAUCAUCGUCGGGUAUACGGAUUCCCUGCGUAUUUCCCGGAACCCCACCACUCAUCUUACUGUUCCUGUUCUGUCUAGCUCAGUUCUUAGAUUCAUUCAAUAAUUCAGCUCUCUUCUCCGCGAUCCCUGCACUCGAGGUAUCCAUGGGUAUGACUGAAAGUCAGUCCACUUGGAUCAUCAGUGGAUUCCAAUUGACUUUUGCAUCUUUUCUGCUCAUCAGCGGCCGGAUUAGCGACGUAUACAACCCAAAAACUGCGUUCGUCGGGGGUGUAUCUGGUCUCGCUGUCAUCUCGCUGUGCGCUGGAUUUGUUAAUAAUACCAUUCCGCUCAUUGUUCUCAGAGCGUUGAUUGGAAUAGCUUCUGCGAUGACAAUCCCCUCUGCCCUAACACUCCUGGUCAAUGUAUUUCCUGAUCCGCUUGAACAAGCUCGUGCAAUAGGCUUAUUUGGAGGCUGCGGCUGCGCCGCUAGCGUCCUUGGUCUCAUGAUUGGUGCAAUGUUCGUCGAGUGGACAUCUUACCAUUUCGUGUUUUGGUUUGUAACCAUCGUGGCUACGCCAGCCGCUCUGGCGUGUGUCUUCAUCAUACCGCCAGAAAUUUCAAACACAAAAGCCAAUCUUGAGCCUGCAGCAGCGAAAUGGAAAACACGCUCGGCUUCGCAUCACUCACGAGCUCCGAUAGUUGCCUUAAUUUUGUUUAUCUUCGCUGCGACAUCCGGAUCCACUGACGGCUGGGCAUCCGUAAUGGUACUGGUCCCGUUAAUCGUGUCGAUCUUGAUGGUGAUCGGGUUUUUCUACUUGGAAACAAUCAUACCUGUGGACAAAGCUGCAAUACCACCUCGGACAUGGUUUUACCACAAUUUCUCCGUUCUUUUUGGCGUCGCGCUCUUCCCAUUCCUGUGGUGGAGCACAGUGUUCAGUAUUUUUACCACCCUGUGGCAAAACGUAUUUGAGUGGCCGGCGAUAUCAUCGGCUGCACAUAUUCCGAAAUGGAUUAUUCUUACUGGUUUGUCCCUUUGCAUGGUCGCGACCGCAUUACUGGCGCUUGGCGGGGGAAAGCCUGAAGAAUAUUGGCCAUACAUCUUCCCAGCAUUUUUUGUAGGAAGCGCAGGGGCCAUGCUGACGUAUACGCACACAAACAUUGCUAUCUUCCAAGCCGCGCCUUCGUCCAUGGCAGGCACAGUUGGUGCUAUCUUUAACGGGGCUCUGCAAUCUGGAUCAGCAAUUGGCCUCGCUGGAGUCAGCUCGAUAGAGACAUCCGUGGAGGCCAGGCAUGGGGGCUCGCAUGAGUAUAGCGGACGAGCCGCUGCAUUUUGGUUCCUCUUUGCAAUCAUCUCCAUCGAAAUCAUUUCAGUAUCAAUAUUUUAUGACCGCAGCACGGACCACAAACCCCAACCAACACACGGCGACCCCGGAACUCCUGCUCGACGGAGCACGGACUCUGACGAAAAGCUUAACGACGUGAACGUGACCAUAAUCGAAAAAGCUGACCUAGCGGAUCUGCCGGUGUAGGGUCUUUCUUUCAACGACUGUUUCUUUAGACGACUGUUUUCGUUGAUGACACCUUUCUUUAGUUGACGACCUAUAUACUGUGACGACCUGCAGGUUAGACGUAUUUUUUAUUUCAUCAUUAGAGGUAGGUAGACUUCAUGCUGUAUUUUUUGCUAUACCCGCUAUCCAUCUGGCCAUAGGUAUAUCAGUAGACUGUAUUACAUAUAUGCGAGAGACAUA
This is a messenger RNA of Suillus fuscotomentosus, 1734 nucleotides long. Its product is annotated as major facilitator superfamily domain-containing protein. Gene Ontology annotation, biological process: transmembrane transport. The record is from RefSeq and is a predicted model, not a curated record. Gene Ontology annotation, molecular function: transmembrane transporter activity. Gene Ontology annotation, cellular component: membrane. Lineage: Eukaryota; Fungi; Basidiomycota; Agaricomycetes; Boletales; Suillaceae. The transcript is spliced from 10 exons. Bases 1 to 1515 code for a protein of 504 amino acids.